AUGCCUCGUGCGGAGUGGAAUGGUGAAGUUAUUGCGGAAAGUGACGUAUAUGAGACAUUUCCGCCAGAAAGCAUUAAACGAGAGUACUUUGUAGAAAGCCCUCACACUACAACUUGUUCUUGGAAAGGGCAGGCUUCCUAUUAUACACUUUCAGUCAAUGGUAAAACUAACACUAACGCUGCAUGGUAUUAUCCCAAUCCAAAACCUGCUGCUCAAAAUAUUGCAGGGUACAUUGCAUUUUGGCGUGGUGUUAAAGUUACAAAUUAG
Ambispora leptoticha is the source of this 267-nucleotide messenger RNA. The record is from the annotation of a GenBank genome assembly. Lineage: Eukaryota; Fungi; Glomeromycota; Glomeromycetes; Archaeosporales; Ambisporaceae.